AUGAAAUGCAGAUUGUUAUCUCAACUUUUGCUGAUAUUGGAGCUUUCUGUUUGCUGUUACACCUAUGACCAAACUUCAUUGCCUGAUAUAGAAGAUCAGCAGUUUAUUCAGGAGUGUGUGAAAACUCACAAUUAUUUUCGGUCCAGGGUGAAUCCCUCAGCCAGCAACAUGCAGCGUAUGACUUGGGACCCUGCAUUGGCAAAGACCGCCAAAGCAUGGGCAAAGAAGUGUCACUUUGAUCAUAAUAUCUAUCUCAAAACUCCAGGAAAGGUUCACCCAACAUUUACUCCAGUUGGAGAGAACAUCUGGACUGGUUCGCUGAAUUUGUUCUCUGUAAAAGCAGCCAUCCAAAACUGGCAUGAUGAAGUCAGUUACUACAGCUUUGAGAGCAGAGCAUGUACUAAAGUUUGUGGUCAUUAUACACAGGUUGUUUGGGCAACUAGUUAUAAAGUUGGCUGUGCUGUCCAGUUCUGCCAGAGAGUUUCGGGUUUUCAACGCCUCUACAAUGGAGCACAUUUUGUGUGCAACUACGGACCAGCUGGCAAUUACCCAGUGAAACCUUACGAAACUGGAAGACCAUGCAGUGAAUGUAAUGGAGAAAAGUGUGUAGAUAAUCUCUGUGAGAAUCCAGAGCGUAAUCAGUUGCUGAGUUAUUCCAAUUGGUCACCAGAUUGGGAUAUACCUGAGCAGGGGACAAAGUCUCCACCCAAAGCUCCUCCCAUUCCACUGCAACCAAUUCCUCCACACCCUAACAACUUUACACCACCAGAGAAACGACCAUACUCUGUUCCAUCCCCCACAAAUGCUCCUAUUCCAUCUCGCUCUGCGUGUGACUCAUACUGUAUUACUGUGAUAGUACUAAGAUUAUUGUUUAUACUGUUGACAUUUGGAGCUGUGGCCAUGUUAUGCAAGAAAUAUCCCCAAAUGUUUAUAUAUGAAUAA
Eublepharis macularius is the source of this 942-nucleotide messenger RNA. Its product is annotated as glioma pathogenesis-related protein 1-like. NCBI's taxonomy places the organism in Eukaryota, Metazoa, Chordata, Lepidosauria, Squamata, Eublepharidae. The record is from RefSeq and is a predicted model, not a curated record. The coding region runs from base 1 to 942 and encodes 313 amino acids. The transcript has 6 exons. Gene Ontology annotation, cellular component: extracellular region.